AUGUCCAUGUACCAGUACGCCCUGGCCCAGCGGCGCGCCGGCGGCAUGGCGCCCCGCCGCUUCGACGAGUACUUCCGCUGCUACCCCGUCGCCAUGAUGCCGGGCCCGGAGCGGGAGAGCGCAAACCAUGGGGGCAAGAUCUUCCUGCCGCCUAGCGCGCUGGACAAGCUCACGAGGAUGCAUAUCACGUAUCCGAUGCUGUUUGAGCUGAUCAACGGCGCGAAGGAGAAGGUGACGCAUGCGGGGGUGCUGGAGUUUAUUGCGGAGGAGGGGAAGGUGUAUCUGCCUUACUGGCUCAUGGAAACCCUCCUCCUCUCCCCCGGCGACCUCAUCCAAAUAAAAUCCACCGACCUCCCACCGGGCACCUACAUAAAACUGCAACCGCAAUCCCCCUCCUUCCUCGACAUCUCCGACCCCAAAGCCGUCCUCGAAACCGCCUUCCGCAACUUCUCCUGCCUCACCACCGGCGACAUCUUCACCUUCAGCUACAACGACUCCGUCUACAGCAUCGCAGUGCUCGAAACGCGGCCCGAGAACCCCAAAAAGGCAAUCUGCACGCUCGAAACCGACCUCAGCGUCGACUUCGCCCCGCCCGUCGGCUACGAAGAGCCCAAGCGCGCCCCUGCGUCGGGGACAUCCACACCCCGCAGCGGCACCUCCACCGCCAAUACCCUAGCCGGUAAAGGCGGCCCCCUACACCCCCACGGCACAAUGGCCGCCGCGAUAAACUACGCAGCGAUCGCCCCCUCCUCAACGACCGCAGCCCAGGGCGCCAAAGCCGUAUCCUCGAACUUCGGGUCCGCGGGCCACAAGCUGUCGAGCCGGCGCGGGGGCUCAAAGGCGCCGACGCCGAACCCGUCGACGCCGGUGCAGGGCGCGAGUUCUAAUACCCCGCCGACGGUGGUGAGGAGGACGAAUGGCCCGCAGCCGCUGCGCUUGCCGCCGGGGAAGCUGUUUCUGGGAUAUGAGGUUGUUCCUGUGAAGAAGAAGGGGCAGGAGGAGGAGGAGGAGGAGGAUAAGGAGGGGACGAGGUUUGCGGGACAGGGGCAGACGUUGAGGAAGAAGAAGGGGGACAAGUAG
This is a messenger RNA of Coniosporium apollinis CBS 100218, 1080 nucleotides long. RefSeq lists its product as uncharacterized. Gene Ontology annotation, molecular function: polyubiquitin modification-dependent protein binding. Lineage: Eukaryota; Fungi; Ascomycota; Dothideomycetes. The record is from RefSeq and is a predicted model, not a curated record. The transcript is spliced from 2 exons. Gene Ontology annotation, cellular component: VCP-NPL4-UFD1 AAA ATPase complex. Bases 1 to 1080 code for a protein of 359 amino acids.